AUGCGUCUUCUGCGAAGUGCCGUUUUCUCUCUUUUGGUGAGCUCUAGCCUUGCUUAUCCAGGGCGUCAUGAUACAAGGUCGCUGGUCAAACAAGCUCCCACUGCUGGGUAUGCUCCCAAGGAGCCACCGCUGACAACGCCUUGGACGGAUAAAGUGGGCACCCAUCCAUGGCCUGAGUAUCCGCGGCCACAGAUGCAACGAUCUCAAUGGCAGAAUUUGAACGGAGUAUGGCAGUAUGAGAACGCAUCAAGCCUCGCUGCUGUUCAGAAUCCGCCAUUCGGGCACAACCUUGCCCAGAAUGUUCUUAUUCCGUCUUGUUUGGAGAGUGGUCUCUCAGGGGUCCAGGGUGAGUAUAUGUUAUAUUCAUGGUUUUCAACCUCAUUCAAGGUGCCAUCAGACUGGAACGGUCAGAAUAUCUUGCUCAAUUUUGAAGCCGUGGACUAUGAAGCCACAGUCUUUGUCAAUGGAAGAAAAGCAGGUUUUCAUCGUGGUGGAUACUCUCGUUUCUCUUUGGACAUUACAGGAUUUCUGAAGCCGGGCCAAAAAAAUGAGCUGCUUGUCUUUGUGCAUGAUCCCACUGAUAGUAGUGAUUAUGUUAUUCCCAUUGGAAAGCAGACCCUCAAGCCCAGCCAUAUCUUCUACACUCCCUGCAGUGGGAUAUGGCAAAGUGUUUGGAUUGAGCCUGCACCAAAGGAUCAUGUCUCGCGACUAGACAUAGAUGGGAAUAUGAAGGGUCAAGUCAAUAUGACCGUGCAUACUUCCUCUGUUAACGUCACCACCAGUGUUCUAGUCACUGUCCACGAUGGUGACAAGGUCGUUGCAACUCACAGAGGUCCGGCUAAUCAGCCCUUCCAAUUCAAUGUCGAUUCCCCGAAGCUUUGGUCCCCGAGCUCACCUCAUCUCUAUGACAUCACUAUCAAGUUGGGCAAAGAGCAGGUCCAAAGUUACACAGGAUUCCGCACUAUUUCCAAGGGAACCGUCAACGGCGUCGUUCGGCCAUUGUUGAAUGGCGAGUUUGUAUUCAUGUUCGGUACUCUUGACCAAGGCUUCUGGCCCGAUGGAAUUUACACGCCACCCACUAAGGAUGCUAUGGUGUACGAUCUGCAAAUGCUGAAAAAUCUGGGUUUCAACAUGGUCCGCAAGCAUAUCAAAGUGGAGCCUGAGCUAUUCUAUCGUGCUUGUGAUGAGCUGGGUCUGCUUGUCAUCCAGGAUAUGCCUGCAUUGCGGCCCUCCGAGCUGCCUAAUGCAGCGCAACAGGCUGAAUUCUCGCGUCAGUUGGAAGUCCUGGUCAAUCAGCACAAGAGCUUUCCCAGCAUUGCAACUUGGAAUAUAUAUAACGAAGGCUGGGGACAGCGGACCGAUUACUAUCCUGAAUUCGAGUUAACCGACCGAAUCAAACAAUUGGAUCCGACGCGGCUAGUGGAUUCGACGACCGGCUGGUAUGAUCACGGAGCAGGGGAUUUCAGUGACAACCACCACUACGCCAACCCACAAUGUGGGACCCCAUUCUACUCCAUCAACUCCCGCCCUUACGACGAUACCCGCAUUGGCUUCCAAGGAGAAUUCGGAGGACUCGGCAACAACGUCUCCAUUGAACAUCUCUGGAAUGACAAAAAAGCAAUCAACGCCAUCAACCAGACCUAUGAGAUGGAUCUCACCCUCGACGCCUGGAAUUACCGUAGUCAUCUGCUCCUCAGCGAAUUGCAGGACCAGGUCCGCCGUUUCUCCUGCAGCGGUGGCGUCUGGACACAGACCACCGACGUCGAAGGUGAAGUCAACGGAUUGAUGACCUAUGACCGACGCUUAUCUCGGGUUGACGAGGUCCAGUGGAAGGCCGAUAUUCAGGGUCUGUAUGAUGCAGCCGCGGCACGGAGCAAUGGUACGGCAUUAUGA
Molecule: messenger RNA, 1893 nt
Organism: Penicillium odoratum
Lineage: Eukaryota; Fungi; Ascomycota; Eurotiomycetes; Eurotiales; Aspergillaceae
Product: putative hydrolase
Exons: 8
Coding region: 1-1893 (630 amino acids)
Biological process (GO): carbohydrate metabolic process
Molecular function (GO): hydrolase activity, hydrolyzing O-glycosyl compounds
Source: RefSeq, a predicted model, not a curated record